GACUCAGCGACUGUGGAGAGCGGCCGCGCUGCUGCUAUGGACUUUGGCCCCGCCUACUUUUCUAUGCCCGACCAGGGAGUUCAUCUAUCCGUGUACGUGCAUGGACACGUUCGUCGGAACCUAUGUGAUGUGUUCGGGCAUCGAGAGUGACCAGAUGCUCAGGCUGCCCUUCCAGUACCUCAGGGACUACAAUGUCAGUCGCCUGCUGCUCACCAACCUCAACUUCAGCGUGCCGCCGGACCUGUUCUGGGGCCUCAGGGUGGGAACCCUCAAGAUCACCGACUCGAGAUUUAGGGUAGAAGAGGGUGCCCUGGAGGGACGUAGGUCCAGGGUUCAGAGCCUCGAGUUCAUGCGCUCCAACGUGGACACCGGCCUAAGCUUCUUCGGAAAUCUGGAUUUUCUUGAGACUCUAUGUGUGCAGAACAGCUCUGUGAAGCACUUUGGUAGGGACUGGUUGGCCACUCUGGUGAACCUCACGCAUCUGACCGUGGACUCGACGGUAUUCCAAAUCCUUGAUUCCGACGCGCUGUCUGACCUUCCACGACUAGGAACCCUCAUUUGGACUAACAACGAUUUGCGGUACAUCGGUCGGGAGUUUUUGCCCAGGCGUUCCCGUCUGCUCAAAACACUCGAUUUGAGGUGA
Ixodes scapularis (black-legged tick) is the source of this 643-nucleotide messenger RNA. RefSeq lists its product as uncharacterized. The record is from RefSeq and is a predicted model, not a curated record. The transcript has a single exon. Bases 101 to 643 code for a protein of 180 amino acids. NCBI's taxonomy places the organism in Eukaryota, Metazoa, Arthropoda, Arachnida, Ixodida, Ixodidae.